Molecule: messenger RNA, 1546 nt
Organism: Bactrocera oleae (olive fruit fly)
Lineage: Eukaryota; Metazoa; Arthropoda; Insecta; Diptera; Tephritidae
Gene: PrBP
Product: Prenyl-binding protein
Biological process (GO): sensory perception of light stimulus
Cellular component (GO): cytoplasm
Source: RefSeq, a predicted model, not a curated record
GUUGAAGUGUACACAAUUUGUAUAUAUUUUUACAUAAUUAAAUGUUUUCAUCUCAGUUCCAUUUCUUUCGUCUGCGUUAAUAGUAUAGCAUUAACGUAAAGACGUUAGGAACGUGAUCAAUGUGACGGGUAGGUAAUUGUGAUCAGCUUAACUUUGCAAAGAAGAAGAAGAAGACUAAAUGGAAAUACAAUAAAAACAUACAAAUGUCAAUUGAAUUUUACAUUGGUUGUGAGCGAAAAAACGACGAAAAAAUUGAAUAAGUUAUUUAUAAAUCAAUUGUAAAGUGAUCUUUUGGAACGGCACUAAAGAAAAACAAACAUGGGAUCCGAAGAUACAGAGAUAAGUUCUGGAGAUAAAAUCCAAAAAGGUUUCCAAAUAAAUUAUAUGAUUCUUCGUGACGCGGAUUCUGGAAAAGUAAUAUGGCAAGAGAACAAGGACUUCUCUUCACCAGAUAUAGAACAUGAAGCGCGCGUACCUAUCAAAAUAUUGGAUUUAAGAGCUGUGUCCCGUGAAAUCAACUUCAGCACCAUUGAAUCAAUGGAAAAUUUUCGUCUCGAUCAAAAGGUGCUCUUUAAAGGACGCAUAAUGGAAGAAUGGUUUUUCGAAAUGGGUUGGGUAGGUGCAAAUACUACAAAUACUUGGCAAUCGACAAUCGAAGCUGCACCUGAGUCCCAGAUGAUGCCAGCCAAAGUCUUAAAUGGUAAUGUCACAAUUCAAACAAGUUUCUAUGACAACGACACACUUAUCACCAAAUCAAUUGUGCGCCUAUACUACAUUUAAGCAAUCAAACAACAAUUCACACUUAAUCUGCCCACAACUUGGCAUUCUUUUCGUAUGUUCAUAACACGGGAUUUCCAACCAAAUACUUGCGGUGACGCAUUUAGGCAACUUUGGGCCAAGGCUAUUUAACUUUACUGCAUAUAUCGAUUAAUUGAUUUUGAAAUUGUUCCAAGAAAUUUUGGAAAUUGUUGUAAAUUGAACUGUAUGUUCUAACGAGCUAAUCUAUUUAAGAGCCUGAGCAUUUGUGUAUUGCAAUUGUUAUUAAUUUAUAAGUAGAUAUAAAAGAGUGAGGUGUAACAUAUACACACAUUUAAUAUGCAACUGAUAUACAAAACAAAGUAAGUCUUUGAUAUGUGCAAUUGUUCAUAUCAUAACCAUUUUAUUCAUACGACUUUGAAAAAUUUGGCUAUGUCAAACUAAGUUUUCUAGCUUCAAGUGUUUUAAUAAAUUGAACUUAUAAUAUGUACGUAGGUUAUGAAUUCUACAAAUUACGUCUCCAACUAUUUAUUGUCCAUUAUUAUUUAUUGUAAUUCAUCUUUGACUUUGUAAAUAACAAAUUAAUUAAAAUAAUAAAAAUAGAAAAUCGCUAAUAAAUAAAAUAAAAUAUUUCAAAUAUUUUUUAGUAAUAGGUAUUAUAUUUAAUCAUGUAGAUGGGAUAUUAAUUAGUAUUUCCUACCUCAUAAUGUUCAAAAUUUUCAGGGGAGCAUUAAGUGGAAAAAUAUUAUUAAGUUGAAUAAAUAAAUAAUUGUAUUGAACUGAUACUAAA